Dendrobium catenatum is the source of this 2928-nucleotide messenger RNA. RefSeq lists its product as uncharacterized. The transcript has 3 exons. Lineage: Eukaryota; Viridiplantae; Streptophyta; Magnoliopsida; Asparagales; Orchidaceae. The record is from RefSeq and is a predicted model, not a curated record. The coding region runs from base 362 to 2707 and encodes 781 amino acids.
AUUCUCAUCGUAUUUUCUCCAAAACUAAUUCCUCAACAUAUCUGUUUAGAUCUUUGUUGAUCGGGAGAACGGAAACGAUAGGAUAGAAAUUGCGCUGUGGACGGAAAUAAUCGGCGGGCGAAUCUCCGAUCAAAAUUUCCGGAGAGGACUGAGGAGAAGUCAGAGAGAGAGGGCGAGAAGGGAGAUGAGAUCUGGCCGGUCCUGAAUGGACACCCUAACUGGCAACUUCAUUGAUCCCGCGCUAUCUCGGCGGAGGCAGGGUGCUUCGGCGGGGCUUGCUUUUUCCGGUGGUUAAACUGCCGGUCAAGCGGCGGGGCCCGGUUUCGGCUUUUAGGGUUUCGCUUGACGUUUAAAGUUGGGGAUGGGAACGGCGUCCGAGGGUUCCGAUGAAGGAGGGGUCGCAGGCGACUGUGGUGUUGGGACGAUUGUGUGGGUGCGUCGUCGUAACGGAUCGUGGUGGCCUGGGAGGAUUCUGGGUUCAGAAGACUUUGCUGAGUCGCACGUCAUGUCGUCGAGGCCAGGAACGCCGGUGAAGCUUCUUGGGAGAGAGGACGCCAGCGUAGAUUGGUAUAAUUUAGAGAAAUCCAAACGCGUCAAGCCAUUCCGAUGUGGGGAGUUUGAUGCAUUUAUAGAAAGGGCUGAGGCCUCUCAUAGUAUUCCUAUUAAGAAAAGGGAGAAAUAUGCACGUCGGGAAGAUGCCAUUCUGCAUGCUCUUGAACUUGAAAAACAACAGCUUGAAAUGCAGCAGGAAAGCAAAGCUAUCUCAUGCCAUGCAGGUCAUAAAACUUUAGGCUUAUCAGAAAGAGAAUCAAAUCAUUACUCUUCUGAAGUUUAUGUUUCGGGCUUACCAGCAAACCAGGAAUCUCAAACAUCUUCCAGGAAGAUAUCUUCAUUACUGGAUGAAUGCCAUCUUGACCAUCCAUUGCCUAUACAUAGAAACAGAAAGGUUAAGACAAGCAUUAGUGAGGAUUACAAGAAUGAAAUUUCAACUCAUAUUAAUGUAGAAGAUGUCAGUCCUGAAGUUGUUAAGUCGAAAGGAAAGCUCUUUCUUUCUGUUGCUGGGGGGAAUUCUGAUAUUACUGAUGAUGAUCACAGUGAUUUGCUUCCUCACGGUGGACUUAACUCUGGAUAUAUAAGUCAAGCAGCGAUUGACAACAAUUUCUCUGCUUCUAAAAGGAAAAAUCUUCUGCCUGGUGCAAUUAAUGACAAUCCUGCUAAAAAACGGGCUAGGCGUCGCCCUCUUGUCAAAGUUUUACUGAAUAGUACAAAGUUAUCGGUUUCUCAUUCCUUUCGGCCCCACCAAGAUCUCGGUGGUGACACAAUGCCUACAGAAGAACACUUUAUCAACAUAGCCCAUGAUGCACAGAAGAACAGCACCAUACAUUCGUCACCCGAUGCUGAUGAUCUUUUAGAUUAUUCCAGCCAUUCAUGGAAAAAAACACCUGCGGAUUCUGGGAAUGCUUACCAGCUGCAACAAACUGGUUGCAUAUCGAAUGAGAGCACACCAUCUAGAUGGACUGAAGAAAAUGAUUUCGAUUCUUCUGCAACAGAUUCUGAACUUGAGAUGGCUGGAGCAAAACUUAGAUCAGGUGUCACUCAACCUUUAAAACAGACUGGUGAAAGUUCUAUUGAGAGGGGCAUGUCACACUGGCAUCUCAAAGGAAAGCGCAACAAUCGAAUUAUAUCAAAGAGGCUCCAUGAAUAUGCGGAUGGAAAGAACAUAGGCGGCCCAGAUAAAUUGAAUGUUCAAUUUAGAGAAACAUCACCUGAAGGCAAGACAACAACUUCCUACAACAUUGGUAAAUUUGACUCGGCAGCAACACCUACUGCAACUGGACCAGAAUUUUCAUCUGAAAAAGAGAUUUUUUAUGAUACAGAGGAGGAGAUGUUUACUGGAUUAGGGAACAAGAGAGAUGACUUGGAGAGACAACAUAGUGAUUUUAUUGAUUCAGAUGAUGACCAACAGUUGAUAUCUGAGCCAGGCUGGGGAACUGUGAGACCAUUUCAGAUGUGGAAGGCAUACUGGGAAGAUCCUGGAUAUAAUCUUGACCAAUUUUACACCACCCCUUUUAGCUACAGAAUGAUCCCAAUGUUGAUAGAUGUAGAUUUGAAGGUUCAAGCAAGAUAUCAAGGAGAGCAUGUCCCUUUGGUUUCUCUAAUGAGCAAGCUAAAUGGCAUGGCAAUUGUAGGGCAUCCUGUCCAUAUUGAAGUGCUAGAAGAUGGAUCUACUGAUCUGCUUCUUCCAUCAAAUGAGUUUGAAGAAACAGCAGCAGCUCCACCUAUAUGGAAAACUGCUAAAAGAACUUCCAUGCACAGGCUCCCUCGAUCAAAUGCCGAUCGAUCAAACAACUCAUUCACCGAUGGAAAAUCUCAGUUGGACUUCUCGGCUCCAGAAGCGAAGAAGAAGAGAUUCUAUUAUGCUCACCGAUCCGCUUCAGGUAGGUUUCAGAGAAAACCUCUUAAAACAGUGAACUUAUCUUCCAGCCAGAAAACACGAGCACUCUCUUCUUUUGUUUCUGAGAAGAAACUCAAUAGUGGAAGUGCUGGCUUGGGUGGGUUGAUCGAAGCAGAUGGAUCAAUGCCUCUAGUAACAUGUAUACCUACCAAGGUGGUAUUCAGUAGGAUACUGGAAUCAGUUGGGAGGCCAUCUGCUGCUGUGGCUCGCCGAGCUAUAGUAGCCAGUGCUGCUGAUAAAGGUCAAUUUUAGUUAAAAUUUUCAUUCCAUCAUGAUUUUAAAUGUUAUUACUAGCAGUUGAUUACUGUUUGGCUUAAGGAUGAUUGGUGUCCUUAAGCACAAACAGUUUCAUUAAACAUGCUUGUCCAUCACAAUGAUUACUGAUCACUUGGCUAUAAAGCCUUGUGAUCUCCACCAUUGUACAUUGUUCUAAUCAGAGACCAUGUUUAAUUGAUUCAGAAGAGUUUUUUUGA